Molecule: messenger RNA, 912 nt
Organism: Leptopilina heterotoma
Lineage: Eukaryota; Metazoa; Arthropoda; Insecta; Hymenoptera; Figitidae
Product: cuticle protein 5-like
Exons: 3
Coding region: 186-908 (240 amino acids)
Source: RefSeq, a predicted model, not a curated record
CUUUGACCCGUGAAAUUUUCAAUUAUUGCCCUAAUAUAAAGACCUCGCGGUUUGUUUUCGAAUCGACGAGGCAAAACAUUGAGAAAUAAUUAUAUCAAACUCUGUCUAUAUAAAACGAUGCUGUGAACACCAUUUGACCACAGAAAAGAUUUUCAUCUCAACGAUAGAUACAAACUUGGAUAAAAAUGAAGUCUCUAGUGGUGAUCGCAUCGAUGGUAUCAGUGAUCUUCGCGACACCAGAAUAUUACGCUGGAGGACAAUAUCCAUAUCAAGGACCAUCGGCGCCAAUUGGCCACGAUGGAAGGGUAAUUGAUACACCGGAAGUGGCAUUCGCAAAGGCAGCUCAUUUGCAAGCAUAUGCCGAUAUUGCCGCAAGAAUACCUUUCGCAGGACCUUCAGACGAUUACGAGGGAAAUAAUAGUCACGAUAACAAUGAUUAUAAUCAAGUUCAUAUGUAUAAUUCACAUCCGUAUGCAAGUGGAUCCUAUGGUUAUUCAUCACCCGCGCAAUUUAGCAGUAGAAUCUUUCAUGUUCCCCAAGGAUAUCAUGGACCAUCUGCUCCACUAAAUCACGAGGGCAGAGUGAUUGACACGCCGGAAGUUGCGCAAGCCAAAGCAGCUCAUUUCGCGGCAUUACAACAUGCGGGAAGUGCGGGCGCGUAUAAUUCGCAUCAUCCCCAUGAAUCACCAGCAAAAUUUGCCUAUGGUGUGAUUCCACCUCCUCCUCAUCAUCAACAUAAUUACGCGGCUCCAAUUUACGGAGUCGGAAAUUAUCAUGGACCAUCGGCUCCUUUGGCUCACGACGGCCGAGUCAUUGACACACCGGAAGUUAAUCAAGCAAAAGCCGCUCAUUUCGCUGCAAUUGCCAAAGCCACACAUGGACCUUAUGGACACUACGGAAUUUAUUAAAUUC